GGUCUUACUAAUAAGAUAGGUAAAUGGUUACAACAUACGAUUCGAAGCUUAUUUUAAAAUUUUUCGAGAACCAUGAAUAUAGCGAUGAAAGUGGGUUCUUUUCGAACCUCGAUCGGUUGUUUACACCGCCUGAGUAUGACGCGUAAUAUAAUUUUAAGAGAAAGUCAUGUUGUGUCUUACCGUAAUGCUCCCCCGCCGCACUCGAGGGCAACAAAAGUAGGAGCUGUUACUGUUGGUGGUGCUAUGUGGUGGUGGGUAAUGUGGCACUUGUGGCAUGAACCUGAUCAUAUAACGGGCGAAUUCGACUACCCAAAUCCUUCAAAAUGGAGCAACUUUGAGCUGGGUAUUCCAAAAGAUUCUUAAAAGUAUCAGCGAAUCCGAAGAUGACAACCACGAAGACGCAAGCGGCCCGUGCCUACCUAUUCCAGCCGAAGAAGAUGAGGCGACGACGCCAAGUAUCAACGGGGGGUGAUUAUAAGCAUAAACCAACAAACUAUUGU
This is a messenger RNA of Drosophila ficusphila, 500 nucleotides long. RefSeq names its product NADH dehydrogenase [ubiquinone] 1 beta subcomplex subunit 2, mitochondrial-like. The coding region runs from base 73 to 363 and encodes 96 amino acids. The record is from RefSeq and is a predicted model, not a curated record. The transcript has 4 exons. Lineage: Eukaryota; Metazoa; Arthropoda; Insecta; Diptera; Drosophilidae. Gene Ontology annotation, cellular component: mitochondrial inner membrane.